This is a messenger RNA of Alnus glutinosa, 5105 nucleotides long. RefSeq names its product paired amphipathic helix protein Sin3-like 4. Gene Ontology annotation, cellular component: chromatin; histone deacetylase complex. The record is from RefSeq and is a predicted model, not a curated record. Gene Ontology annotation, biological process: negative regulation of transcription by RNA polymerase II. The transcript has 24 exons. Bases 447 to 4787 code for a protein of 1446 amino acids. NCBI's taxonomy places the organism in Eukaryota, Viridiplantae, Streptophyta, Magnoliopsida, Fagales, Betulaceae. Gene Ontology annotation, molecular function: transcription corepressor activity.
UCACAUUCUAAACUCUCUUUCUUUUUUCUCUCUAUUUUCAUCGUCCUCUUUUACAUUGUAUCCCAUACUUCUGUUUGUCUACCGAGAAAAUUGAAAAAGUGGCCUUGUAUUCCCUCCUCCUUAUGUUAGAGAAUCGAUGUAACCUUCAAAAUACUCUUUCAUACGGAGGAUUUUUUGUUUCUUCGUGUCUUCUGAAAGCUUGUUCUGGAAGACUUUGUUGUUCGGGACGACUUAACGAUCUCUCUCUUGUGUUACUAUGUCAAUUUCGCUAAGAUAAUAUUAAAUUUUUCCCUGCAAUUUAUCUCAAACGUUGCUUAAUCUUCAAGUAACGUGAAUUACUUGUAAUUUUUUGGUUACGAUUUGGCUCUACGGAGGUGAUCUGUUUAAGAGGAUUUUGGUUUCAAGCAUGAUUUGUUGGUGAAGAGAGAAGAACUGCGUUUUCGGGGAUGAAGAGGUCUAGGGACGACGUUUACAUGGCCUCUCAACUCAAGCGGCCCGUGGUGUCUUCUCGAGGAGAAUCGUCUGGGCAACCCCAAAUGAUGGGAGCAGGAAAUACUCAGAAACUAACAACAAAUGAUGCCCUAGCGUAUCUCAAGGCAGUGAAGGAUAUAUUUCAAGACAAAAGGGACAAAUACGAUGAUUUUCUUGAAGUAAUGAAAGAUUUCAAGGCUCAGAGAAUUGACACUACGGGUGUGAUAGCACGAGUAAAGGAAUUAUUUAAAGGGCAUCGAGACCUAAUUUUGGGUUUCAAUACCUUCUUGCCAAAGGGGUAUGAGAUCACCCUUCCACUUGAUGAUGAGCAACCUACACCAAAGAAGCCUGUGGAAUUUGAAGAGGCUAUCAGUUUUGUGAACAAGAUAAAGACACGAUUUCAAGGUGAUGAUCAUGUUUACAAGUCAUUCUUGGACAUUUUGAAUAUGUACAGAAAGGAAAACAAGUCCAUCACUGAGGUCUAUCAGGAGGUCGCUGCACUUUUCCAAGACCACCCAGACCUGCUUGAGGAGUUCACGCAUUUUCUGCCUGAUUCUUCAGGAACAGCUUCCACUCUUUAUCAAUCUGGUAGGAAUUCUAUGCUCCGGGAUAGAAACUCUGCCAUGCCCAUAAUGCGGCAAAUGCACGUUGACAAGAAAGAAAGGACAAUGGCUUCACAAGGUGACCGUGACCUCAGUGUUGACCGCCCUGAUCCAGACCAUGAUAGAUCUUUGAUGAGAAUGGAGAAGGAUCAACGGAGGCGUGGUGAAAAGGAUAGACGAGAAGACAGAGACAGGAGAGAACGGGAAAGAGAUGAUAGAGAAUUUGAGCAUGAUGGCAAUAGGGACUUCAACAUGCAGCGAUUUCCCCACAAGCGAAAAACUCCUCGUAGGGUAGAAGACUCUGCCGAACAAUUGCAUCAAGGUGGGGAAGGUGAUGAGAACUUUGGAGUGCGUCCUCUUUCAUCCUCCUAUGAUGAUAAAAAUUCCUUGAAAAAUAUGUAUGGUCAAGAGUUUGCUUUCUGCGAGAAAGUGAAGGAGAAGUUACGAAACCCUGAUGAUUACCAGGAAUUUUUGAAGUGCCUUCAUAUUUAUAGCAAGGAAAUAAUUACACGAGCAGAAUUACAAUGUUUGGUGUCUGAUUUACUUGGAAAAUAUCCGGACCUUAUGGAUGGAUUUAACGAUUUUUUGGCACGUUGUGAGAAGAAUGAUGCACUCCUUGCUGGUGUCAUGAGUAAAAAAUCCUUGUGGAAUGAUGGACUUUUAACCAGAUCAGUAAAGAUAGAGGACAGGGAAAAAGAUCGAGAUCGUGAAAGGGAUGAUGGGGUUAAAGAUAGAGACCGUGAAAACCGAGAAAGGGAUAGACUUGAAAACCGGGAAAGGGAUAGACUUGAUAAAAGUUCUGCCUUUAGCAAUAAAGAUGUUGGGGGUCAUAAGGUGUCAUUAUUUCCCAGCAAGGAUAAGUACAUGUCAAAACCUAUUAAUGAACUUGACUUAUCUAAUUGUGAGCGCUGCACUCCCAGUUACCGUCUGCUGCCAAAGAAUUAUCCAAUUCCUUCAGCUAGCCAUAGGACAGAGCUUGGUGGUGAAGUAUUGAACGAUCAUUGGGUAUCUGUUACUUCAGGAAGUGAGGACUACUCUUUUAAACACAUGCGCAAAAACCAGUAUGAAGAAAGCUUGUUCCGAUGUGAAGAUGACAGGUUCGAACUGGACAUGUUGUUAGAGUCUGUGAAUGUUACAACCAAGCGUGUAGAAGAACUAUUGGAAAAGAUCAACAAUAAUACAUUGAAAACAGAUGGUUCAAUUCGUAUCGAGGAACACUUCACAGCACUGAAUCUCAGGUGCAUUGAACGUUUAUAUGGUGACCAUGGGCUUGAUGUGAUGGAUGUGUUGAAGAAGAAUGCUCCUCUUGCUUUGCCAGUUAUAUUAACGCGCUUGAAGCAGAAACAAGAGGAGUGGGCUAGGUGUCGUUCUGAUUUUAAUAAAGUCUGGGCUGAAAUUUAUUCUAAGAACUAUCACAAAUCACUUGACCAUCGUAGCUUCUAUUUCAAGCAACAGGACACAAAGAGCUUGAGCACGAAAGCCUUAUUGGCAGAGAUCAAAGAAAUUAGUGAGAGGAAGCGCAAGGAAGAUGAUGUGCUACUUGCUAUUGCUGCUGGAAAUAGACGACCAAUCAUUCCAAAUUUGGAAUUCGAGUACCCUGAUCCAGAUAUUCAUGAAGAUCUAUAUCAGCUCAUUAAGUAUUCCUGUGGGGAAGUUUGUACAACUGAACAGUUGGAUAAAGUUAUGAAGAUUUGGACAACAUUUCUGGAACCCAUGCUUGGUGUUCCUUCUCGGCCUCAGGGUGCGGAGGAUACUGAAGAUGUUGUUAAGGCAAAGAAUCAUGCUGUUAAAAGUGGUGCCGCAACCGUUGGGGAGAGUGAUCUCAGUCCUGGUGGUGGUGCUACUGCUACGAAUCCCAAACAGUCAAAUCCUUCCAGAAAUGGAGAUGAAAGUAUUCCACCUGAACAAUCAAGUUCUUGCAGGGCUUGGCCAGUCAAUGGGGAUAAUGGGGUUAAAGAAGAUAGUCCUCAUGAUGCAGAACAUAUUGCACAUAAAAGUGAUCAUUUUUGCAAUACCUCUCAACAUGGUAAAGUACAGAUCAAUGCAUCUAUGGCUGACGAACUAUCUGGAGUCGGCAAGCAAGAUAAUUCCAAUGAACGGUUAGUCAAUUCAAAUGCAUUGCUUGCCACUGGAAUGGAGCAAAGUAAUGCAAGACCUAACAUAGAGAACAUAUCAGGGCUUAGUGCUACUCCAUCCAGACCUAGCAAUGUUGCUGUUGAGGGUGGGGUCGAGUUACCUUCAUCUGAGGGUGGCGAUUCUACAAGACCAAUUAUAUCCACAAAUGGGGUGAUGUCAGAUGGUGGCAAAGUUCACAGAUACCAAGAAGAAUCUGUUGGACACUUCAAAGUUGAAAGAGAAGAGGGUGAAUUAUCUCCAAAUGGAGAUUUUGAGGAGGAUAAUUUUGCAGUUUAUAGAGAUGCUGGUUUGGAGGCCGUGCAUAAAGCAAAGGAUAGUGCCAUAAACAGGCAAUAUCCAACCAGACACGGAGAAGAAGAUAUAUGUUGUGGGGAGGCAGGAGGAGAAAACGAUGCUGAUGCUGAUGACGAAGGGGAGGAAAGCGCUCAGAGGUCUUCAGAGGACACUGAGAAUGCUUCUGAGAAUGGGGAUGUAUCGGGAAGUGAGUCUGCUGAUGGUGAAGAGUGUUCUCGUGAAGAGCAUGAGGAAGAUGGAGACCAUGAUGAGCAUGAUAAUAAGGCUGAGAGUGAAGGUGAAGCUGAGGGGAUGGCUGAUGCGCAUGAUGUUGAAGGAGAUGGGACAUCACUACCAUAUUCAGAACGUUUUCUACUUACUGUGAAGCCUCUUGCAAAGCAUGUCCCUUCAGCAUUACAUGAGAAAGGAAAGGAUUCUCAGGUUUUUUAUGGAAAUGACUCCUUCUAUGUGCUUUUUAGGCUUCACCAAACAUUGUAUGAGAGAAUCCAAUCAGCAAAGGUUAAUUCUUCAUCUGCUGAAAGGAAAUGGAGGGCUUCAAAUGAUUCAAGCCCUACUGAUCUUUAUGCCAGAUUCAUGAAUGCACUUUACAAUCUGCUUGAUGGUUCUUCUGACAAUACAAAAUUUGAGGAUGAUUGCCGAGCAAUUAUUGGAACUCAAUCGUAUGUUUUAUUCACAUUGGACAAGCUGAUAUAUAAACUGGUUAAACAACUUCAAACAGUUGCCACUGAUGAGAUGGAGAACAAGCUUCUCCAACUAUAUGCGUAUGAAAAAUCAAGAAAACUUGGGCGAUUUGUUGAUAUAGUGUAUCAUGAAAAUGCACGUGUUCUUCUUCAUGAUGAGAACAUAUAUCGCAUUGAAUGUUCAUCUACACCAACCCAUUUGUCUAUUCAGCUCAUGGACUAUGGGCAUGAUAAGCCCGAAGUGACUGCUGUUUCCAUGGACCCUAAUUUCUCAGCAUAUCUACACAAUGAGUUCCUCUCAGUUGUUCCUGAAAAAAAAGAGAAGUCUGGGAUCUUCUUGAAGAGGAAUGUUCGCAAAUAUGCCAAUGGCGAUGAAUUUUCUGUUGCAUGCCAGGCAAUGGAAGGAGUGCAAGUUGUAAAUGGAUUAGAGUGUAAGAUAGCUUGCAAUUCAUCCAAGGUCUCGUACGUUUUAGAUACAGAAGACUUCUUGUUCCGGGUGAAACGGAAAAGGACAACUUACAGCUCAUGCCAUGACCAGGAAAAGUUUUCGAGAAGUUGUUCAAGUAGUAGAGUACAACGAUUUCACAGACUGCUUUCUAGCUGAUAAUAUGACUUCCUAUGACCCUAAGUAGAUAUGUAGCUUUUUGCACGCAUUAGUUACUCAGGCGCCAGCCAGAGUUGGAAAGAUUGCGCGCCACGAAGGGAAAAGCUUUCGUGGAAUCGUCUUUCAAAUGUUUUAAUAUUUCUGUCUUACGAAGCAAAUAAAGAAUUGAGGGGGAUUGCGGUGGGGGCGUGAAUAUCGCUCGUCGGGUGUAGUAUACUGUACGUUUAGCCACAAUUGUGUAAAUAGAGGUAAUUUGUGUUGUAAACUUGAGAUACAUGUUCAUUCCAUUUAUCGAUAUUCUUGCGUAAUCUUUUUAAA